AUGUCAGCAUUCACACAUCAAUUGCAUUUAACAUUUUUUCUCAUUUCAGCUGAUAGUUCGUUCUUGCUGGCAAACGCUCAAAUUGUUGAUUUUCCAAUUGUAUAUUGCAAUGAAUCUUUCUGCAAAAUCAGCGGAUACAAUCGAGCUGAAGUCAUGCAGAAAUCUUGCCGCUGUGGAUUUAUGUAUGGUGAACUGACUGAUAAGGAAACUGUUGCUCGAGUUGAAUAUGCUUUGGAACAUCAGCAAAACGAUCAAUUCGAAAUGCUCCUCUACAAGAAGAACAAAACUCCGUUAUGGCUACUACUUCAGGUGGCGCCCAUUCGCAAUGAGAGGGAUUUGGUGGUACUUUUCCUUCUCACCUUUCGUGAUAUCACAGCACUGAAGCAGCCCAUCGACACGGAAGAUAACAAAGGCGGUUUAUCGAAAUUUGCGAAGCUGGCAAGAUCUGUAACACGUAGUCGACAGUUCAGUUCACAUCUUCCAACAAUAAAAGACUCUACAAAGCAAUCAAAUCUUGCUCAUAUGAUGUCACUCAGUGCUGAUGUUAUGCCGCAAUAUCGACAAGAAGCUCCAAAGACGCCUCCGCAUAUAUUGUUACAUUACUGUGCUUUUAAAGCUACAUGGGAUUGGGUGAUAUUAGGCUUAACAUUUUAUACAGCAAUUAUGGUACCAUAUAAUGUAGCCUUCAAGAAUAAAACGUCAGAGGAUGUGUUUUUAUUAGUCGUCGAUUCCAUAGUUGACGUUAUUUUUUUCAUAGAUAUUGUAUUAAAUUUCCAUACGACAUUUGUGGGACCUGGAGGUGAAGUCGUGAGUGAUCCAAAGGUGAUUCGCAUGAACUACCUUCAGUCUUGGUUCGUCAUCGAUCUACUGAGUUGUCUGCCUUACGAUGUCUUCAAUGCAUUCGAUCAUGAUGAAGAUGUAAUCUUAUUUCAUCAUUUUGUCAUUUCAAUAAGACCACAUACUGAUUCUUCAUUUUUCUCCUUUUUAUGUCUUUUAAACCUUCAGGGUAUUGGAUCUCUCUUUAGUGCUCUUAAAGUUGUACGUUUGUUACGACUUGGAAGAGUAGUCAGAAAAUUGGAUCGUUACUUGGAGUAUGGCGCAGCGAUGUUAAUUUUGCUGUUAUGUUUCUACAUGCUGGUCGCUCAUUGGUUGGCUUGUAUCUGGUAUUAUAUUGGCCGUACAGAUGCCGACAAUGGGGUUCAAUACAGUUGGUUGUGGAAGUUGGCAAAUGUAACUCAAAGUCCAUAUUCGUACGUUUGGUCGAACGAGACUCGAUUUCCGGAGCUUGUAAAUGGCCCAUCAAGACGAACGAUGUACGUCACAGCGCUCUAUUUUACGAUGACCUGCAUGACGUCGGUCGGAUUUGGAAACGUCGCUGCCGAGACUGAUAACGAGAAGGUAUUCACAAUCGUCAUGAUGAUAAUUGCUGCUCUUCUCUACGCUACAAUAUUCGGUCAUGUAACUACUAUUAUUCAACAAAUGACCUCUGCAACCGCAAAGUAUCAUGAUAUGCUUAACAAUGUUCGAGAGUUUAUGAAGUUACAUGAGGUGCCGAAAGCAUUAAGCGAACGUGUUAUGGAUUAUGUGGUAUCGACCUGGGCGAUGACAAAAGGAUUAGAUACCGAUAAAGUGCUGAAUUAUUGUCCUAAAGACAUGAAAGCAGACAUUUGUGUGCAUUUAAAUCGUAAAGUUUUCAAUGAACAUCCCGCCUUUCGUCUCGCAUCAGAUGGAUGUUUAAGAGCUUUAGCAAUGCACUUUCAUAUGUCUCAUUCGGCGCCGGGUGAUUUACUUUAUCACACUGGUGAGAGUAUUGAUAGUCUCUGCUUCAUUGUCACGGGAAGUUUGGAAGUGAUUCAAGACGAUGAAGUCGUAGCGAUUUUAGGUAAAGGCGACGUGUUUGGUGACUCGUUUUGGAAGGAUUCAGCAGUAGGACAAAGUGCCGCUAACGUUAGAGCUCUAACAUAUUGUGAUUUACAUGCCAUCAAACGAGAUAAACUAUUAGAAGUUUUAGAUUUUUAUCAAGCUUUUGCGAAUAGUUUCGCAAGGAAUUUGUUGCUUACAUACAAUUUAAGACAUCGUCUUAUUUUUAGAAAAGUUGCAGAUGUUCGUCGAGAAAAAGAACUCGCUGAGAGACGAAAGAAUGAGCCACAACUUGGGUCCACACAAGAUCAUUUGGUUAGGAAAAUCUUUUCAAAAUUCAGAAGAACACAACAAAGUACGCCACUGACAAAGGAAGGUUCACAGAAUAGUGACGUUGAAAAGGGCGAUACUGAUCAAGAUUCAAAGAAGAUGCCAGCUAAGCUGACGCUUACAGAAGAUUCGCGUAUAAUUUCUUCAGUUCCAUCACCAUCAGCAUCACCUUCACCAACGACAGGGCAAACAGCAAGUAAACUUAAAUCUGGAAGUAAAUGGGGCAGAUUACUUGGCAGCUCGAGUGUUGAUUCUGCAAGCGAUAGCAGUACAAAGAUUGUUGUUUCAAGAAGUCUCAGCGCACGUGAAAGUUUGAGAGAAAGUGCUCAAGCAAGACCAAGCAGUAGUCAAGGGAAUAAUGGAGGUGGCCAGGGAAAUAAGAUUUUUCCAAAAUCUGUAAAACUUUCACCUGGACCUGCGUCGCUCACUCGACAAGAUACGAUUGAAGAAGGUGGUGAAGGAGAAUCAGCAAGUCAAACACGUGAAGGUUCUCAGAGAUCUUCAAUUCAAUUAGAAAGUCGACCCGAGUUAUCGUCUGAUCGAUCAAAACCUCCACGGGAUCCUUUAAUGAUGGAUACACUUGAGAAGGAUCGUGCUAAGGAACGUCAAAAAGAAGAAAGAAAUUUAUCUCUAGAACGCGAGCGCCAAAUAGAAAUGGCGAAAGCUCGUGAAACUACUUCAGAUAGUUAUGAUAGUGGAUUACGUGAACAGCCGUCAACACUCGCACAACGAGAUUUGAUCUCAACAGUUCUUGAUAUGAAAGUUGAUGUUCGUCUUGAGAUGCAGCGAAUGUCACAGCGAAUCAGUCGCAUUGAAGAGUUACUCACCGAUCUCGUGAAUCGACUAACUGUUGAUUCAUCAGAACAAAGCACUCCGGGAGAAAGUAAUCCCGGUCAAGCAACACCAGCAUCCCCAACGACAGUAGCAACGAUAAAUAUUCCAUCAACAAGCGAAAAUCUCACUCCAAGUGGACCAAAUAGUGGAGGUGGAAAUGGCUUGGGUCCGAUUUUAUUGAAAAAAAGACGAACGAAGAAUCGAAAACCCCCUGCACCCGCUCCACCCCCACCUACACAAUAUUCUGACCCCGAGCAAACUAGAUUAAUUGAAUCUGAUGCUCCGUCAACAUCAUCAUCAAGAAAGAGAGAAUUUCUUUAGCCGAAAAUUUUGAUACGUCAUCAAAAUGACGAAACCAGCACCGAUUAAGUAGAACUUUUCUAUUUUCUUUUAUCCCACCACCCACACAAGCAAAAUCUACUGAUUUGAAUUCUGCUGUUCUUUUUUCUAUUGUGAAUAAUUGCCGCCUUUAGCAUUUAUUGACGCAUGUAUUAAUUAUCGUCAUGUCGUUUGCUGUAUUUAAAAAUUGUGUGAUAGACGCAUGAAGCGAAAAAUGUAUUGAAAAGUUUUGA
Molecule: messenger RNA, 3596 nt
Organism: Clunio marinus
Lineage: Eukaryota; Metazoa; Arthropoda; Insecta; Diptera; Chironomidae
Source: the annotation of a GenBank genome assembly